Pteronotus mesoamericanus is the source of this 6334-nucleotide messenger RNA. RefSeq names its product TBC1 domain family member 4 (gene TBC1D4). The transcript is spliced from 20 exons. The record is from RefSeq and is a predicted model, not a curated record. Bases 443 to 4318 code for a protein of 1291 amino acids. NCBI's taxonomy places the organism in Eukaryota, Metazoa, Chordata, Mammalia, Chiroptera, Mormoopidae.
CCUCCGGGUGCCUGCCCUGCCUGCCCGAGGCGAGCGCGAGGGCUGCAGCGGCUCUGCGGCGCAGGAGCAGGCAACCACCCGCGGCGGCGGCAACGAGGGGCCCUCGGCGUUGUCCUCCGACCGAGCAAAACCGCGGCGGGGGAAGGGGGAAGUUCGGCCUUCAGGCGCGAGCCCGAGGAAGGAGGAUGACGAUUUAAUCCGCCCUCUCCUGCCAGUCCAGCUGCCAGGCGCUCCCUAGGUGCCUGCUGCCGGAGCCUGCAAGCCGCGCCCGGAGAAGUGCCGCAUGGGGCAGGGCCGCUGAAGCCGGAGUUCGGGGUCGCGCCGAAGCGGGCGCGGGGUCCCGGUGGGGCAGUUGACAUAGUUUCCGCAGCCCCUUCAGCGCGAGAGUUUGGGAAGCGGCGCGACUCUUCCGCCGCCCCUGUGCCUUCGUGAGUCGCGAGUUAUGGAGCCCCCCAGCUGCAUUCAGGAUGAGCCCUUCCCACACCCCUUGGAGCCGGAGUCGGGAGCCUCAGUGCAGCCGGGGCCUGGGAAGCCGGGCGAUAAGAGGUUCCGGCUGUGGUACGUGGGGUGGUCGUGCCUGGACCGCAGGACCACGCUGCCCAUGUUGCCCUGGCUCAUGGCCGAGAUCCGCCGGCGCAGCCAGAAGCCCGAGGCGGGCGGCUGCGGGGCACCGGCGGCACGCGAGGUGCUCCUGGUGCUCAGCGCGCCCUUUCUACGCUGCGUCCCGGCUCCAGUCACUGGGACAGCGGGGGGCUCCGGCCCGGCAGUCGGGCAGCCCAGCACAGCGGUGUUCAUCUUCGAGCACAAGGCACAGCACAUCUCGCGCUUCAUCCACAACAGCCACGACCUCACCUACUUUGCCUACCUGAUCAAGGCGCAGCCCGAUGACCCCGAGUCGCAGAUGGCCUGCCACGUUUUCCGCGCCACAGACCCGAAUCAGGUUCCCGAGGUUAUCAGCAGCAUAAGGCAGUUGUCUAAAGCCGCCAUGCAAGAGGAUGCCAAACCCAGCAAAGACAAUGAGGAUGCCUUCUACAACUCUCAGAAGUUCGAGGUCCUGUACUGCGGGAAGGUGACCGUGACCCACAAGAAGGCGCCGUCCAGCCUCAUCGACGACUGCAUUGAGAAGUUCAGCCUGCACGAGCAGCAGCGCCUGAAGAUCCAGGGCGAGCAGCGCGGCCCGGAUGCCAACGACCGGGUCAUUUUCGAAGUCGAGGGGCCCAGUUCGCCUUCAGACAUUCUGCUGGAGGAAGAGGAUGGCGUCACCAACACCGCCCCUGCCUUACCUCCCGUGGCCGGCCAGCCGGCGCUGUCCAGCGCUCGGCUUUGCUUCCCGGAGCGGAUUUUGGAAGAUUCUGGCUUUGAUGAACAGCAGGAGUUCCGCUCUCGGUGCAGCAGUGUCACCGGCGUCCUGCAAAAGAAAGUCCAUGAGAACAGCCAAAAACCACAGCCGCGGAGGAGACACGCGAGCGCGCCCAGUCACGUCCAGCCCUCGGACUCGGAGAAGAACAGGACCAUGCUGUUUCAGGUUGGGCGGUUCGAGGUUAACCUUAUCAGCCCAGACACCAAAUCAGUUGUGCUUGAAAAGAAUUUUAAAGAUAUCUCUUCUUGUUCACAGGGUAUAAAGCAUGUUGAUCACUUCGGCUUUAUCUGUCGGGAAUCAGCAGAGGCUGGGCUGAGCCAGUACGUCUGUUACGUGUUCCAGUGUGCCAGUGAGUCUCUGGUCGAUGAGGUGAUGCUGACUCUGAAACAGGCUUUCAGUACAGCAGCCGCCCUGCAGAGCGCCAAGACCCAGAUCAAGCUGUGCGAGGCCUGCCCUAUGCACUCGCUGCAUAAGCUCUGUGAAAGGAUCGAAGGUCUCUACCCCCCAAGAGCCAAACUGGUCAUUCAGAGGCAUCUCUCAUCACUGACAGAUAACGAGCAAGCUGACAUCUUUGAACGCGUCCAGAAAAUGAAGCCAGUCAAUGACCAGGAGGAAAACGAACUUGUGAUUUUACACUUGAGGCAGCUUUGCGAGGCCAAGCAGAAGACCCACGACCACAUUGGGGAAGGCCCAUCGACUAUAUCAAAUAGUGCAAUCCCGGAAAAUGCAACAAGCAGUGGAAGGUUCAAGCUUGACAUUCUGAAAAAUAAAGCUAAGAGAUCCUUAACUAGCUCCCUGGAAAAUAUCUUCUCAAGGGGAGCUAACAGAAUGAGAGGUCGGCUUGGGAGCAUGGAUAGCUUUGAACGGGCCAACAGUCUUGCUUCAGAGAAGGACUACUCUCCAGGAGACUCCCCACCAGGGACACCGCCAGCCUCCCCACUGUCCUCUGCUUGGCAGACCUUCCCUGAAGAGGAUUCCGACUCCCCCCAGUUUCGAAGACGGGCACACACGUUCAGCCACCCACCUUCAAGCACAAAGAGAAAGCUGAAUUUACAGGAUGGGAGGGCUCCCGGGGUUCGCUCCCCUUUUCUGAGGCAGAGCUCCAGCGAACAGUGCAGCAUCCUUCCACCUGCUCGGCGCAUGCACAAGGAGAGUAAUUCUUCCUCCAGUCUUCCAAGUCUGCACACUUCCUUCUCUGCCCCUUCCUUCACUGCCCCCUCUUUCCUGAAAAGCUUUUACCAGAAUUCAGGUAGACUGUCCCCACAGUAUGAAAAUGAAAUCAGCGAUGGAGAGGGGAGAAAAAGGACCUCGUCUACUUGCAGCAAUGAGUCACUGAACGCUGGAGGCACCCCAGUCACCCCUCGCCGAGUCUCCUGGCGGCAGCGCAUCUUCCUCAGGGUGGCGUCUCCCAUGAACAGAUCUCCCUCGGCCAUGCAGCAGCAGGAUGGACUGGACAGGAAUGAGCUGCUGCCACUGUCCCCUCUUGCUCCCACCAUGGAAGAGGAGCCGCUGGUUAUAUUUGUGUCUGGGGACGAUGACCCAGAAAAAGUGGAAAAAAGAAAAAAAUCAGAAGAACUGAGGAGUUUGUGGAGAAAAGCUAUACACCAACAAAUUUUGUUGCUUCGAAUGGAAAAAGAGAACCAGAAACUUGAAGCAAGCAGAGAUGAACUCCAUACCAGAAAAGUUAAACUGGACUAUGAAGAAGUUGGUGCAUGUCAGAAGGAGGUCUUAAUAACUUGGGAUAAGAAGUUAUUAAACUGCAGAGGAAAAAUCAGAUGUGAUAUGGAAGAUGUUUAUGCUUCUCUUAAAGAAGGUGUUCCCAAAAGCCGGCGAGGAGAAAUCUGGCAGUUCUUAGCUUUACAGUAUCGCCUAAGGCACAGAUUGCCUACCAAGCAGCAGCCUCCUGACUCAUCCUAUAAAGAACUUCUGAAGCAGCUCACCGCGCAGCAGCACGCCAUUCUCGUGGAUUUAGGAAGGACAUUUCCUACUCACCCUUACUUUUCAGCACAGCUUGGGGCAGGGCAACUGUCACUCUUCAACCUCUUGAAAGCCUACUCAUUGCUGGACAAAGAAGUGGGUUACUGUCAGGGGAUCAGCUUUGUGGCUGGAGUCCUGCUUUUGCACAUGAGUGAGGAGCAAGCCUUUGAGAUGCUGAAAUUCCUCAUGUAUGACCUGGGCUUCCGCAAGCAGUACAGGCCCGACAUGAUGUCGCUGCAGAUUCAGAUGUACCAGCUGUCCCGACUCCUUCACGACUAUCACAGAGAUCUCUACAAUCAUCUCGAAGAAAAUGAAAUCAGCCCCAGUCUUUAUGCUGCCCCCUGGUUCCUCACAUUGUUUGCCUCUCAGUUUCCACUAGGAUUUGUAGCCAGAGUUUUUGAUAUUAUUUUUCUUCAGGGAACUGAAGUUAUAUUUAAGGUUGCACUUAGCCUACUGAGCAGCCAAGAAACACUUAUAAUGGAAUGUGAAAACUUUGAAAAUAUUGUUGAAUUUCUUAAAAACACACUACCUGAUAUGAAUACAUCUGAAAUGGAAAAAAUUAUCACCCAGGUUUUUGAGAUGGAUAUUUCUAAACAGCUACAUGCCUAUGAGGUGGAAUAUCACGUGCUGCAGGAUGAGCUUCAGGAAUCUCCAAAUGCCUGUGAGUACAGUGAGCCGAUGGAGAAGCUGGAGAGGGCCAACAGCCAGCUGAAAAGACAAAACAUGGACCUCCUGGAAAAACUACAGGUAGCUCAUGCUAAAAUCCAGGCGUUGGAAUCCAACCUGGAAAAUCUUUUGACCAGAGAGACCAAGAUGAAAUCUUUAAUCCGGACCCUGGAACAGGAGAAAAUGGCCUAUCAGAAGACAGUGGAGCACAUCCGGAAGCUGCUGCCCGCCGAUGUUGUCGCCGACUGCGAAUCGCUGCUGCGGGAGAUGAACUGCAACCCUAACAACAAAGCCAAGACUGGAAGCAAGUCGUAACCGAGGCAGUGCCGCCCAGCAGGACGCGCCGGAGAACGCGACGGGAGGAGAGGAUCUGCGUGCUGCUGGCCCAGCGCGGGCCGCCGCUGCGGCGGAGCCCUCGGGGCUGGUGCUGAGCCUGGUCCGCGCCCCGGCGCUACCUGCAGAGGGUGCCAACCCUAAGCCAUUGUGCAUAGGCAGACUCAUUUUUGUUAUUGCUGUUGACUAUGUACAUACAUAAUAUGGACAUCAAGAAUUCUUGCUUUCGGGUAAAAAGAGUAAAUGUAGAUUUAGAACAAUUUUUUUUUUUUUAAAUCAAAACUUCAUGAAAUCCACACCAAAGGGCAGUUGAAAAUGAAAUGUCCCUUAACACAUGUGAAAUCAUUUCACCUUGGUCAUGAAACAAAGCUAGAGAAUCUUUGUAUAUUGAAAUAUACUUGACAAAAAUGAAUGUAUUUUUCUUCUCCAAAGAACAGCAUGUUUCACUCAAUAGCAGAGAGACGGAAACAUUUGCGUAAAUCUAUGUGUGUGUCUUAAAGCCUAUUGACAUUGUACACCUGAGGAAAAUGACUGUCAGUCACGCGUCUGCGGUUCUUUCAGGAAGAUGGGCCUUUUCCCCGCCUGCUUUGUGCCAACGGGCCUGUGGGCCUACAUGCAUUUGGAGGAGCAAGACAUUGUGGCCAAGUCUGCCCACCCAGCUCAAGGUGAAAGAGAAUGUUGCUAAUUUUUUAGCAAAUUAGCCCAGCAUUGUAAUUUAAUAUCAGGCCUCAGAAUUUUAAUUUAGGACCUAAAUUGACCCAUUCAGUUUUUUUUCCUUUCUAUUUAAAUUACUCCUCCAUGUGCCUCCCCUUUCCUUGGUGCCACAUUGGUAACAAGGAUUUGCCAUUUUCCCUCCAAAACAUAGGAGCUCUUACCUACCUUAAAUGAAGGAUAAAGGAAUGCAAUUAGGGUUAGUUUUUUAAAGAUGAUAUGCUGCGUUCAGAUACUUUUUUGCGGACGGUUGAUAGAAUGUAAUGAGCUCAUAAUCAUCUUCCCCUUCAAUGUGAAAAUUUAUGAGAACUGUGAAAUGUUCAAACCAAUGGUUGAAAUUUGUUGGGAGGGACGGGGAACGUGGCACCGGGCCCUUCUAACGCAGAAGUCUCUGCGUUUGGGUUGGGCCCCCAGCUUCGCAGCCACAGACAGCGCAGCGGAAGGCAUUCUCGCGUGGCAGGUGUGUGGGAGGGAGGGUAAGUUCACGGUGCGCAUGUGGGGCUCCGGGUCACGGGUGGUUCUGGGAUGGCGCCUCUGCAACUGGAUGCGGCGCUUUUGCCUUUCCAAAACAAUGUUUAUCAUCGCUGCUUUGGGCAGUCCUAACAUGAGCACAGGUGGAUUAUCUGGGAUAAUUUUUUCCGAAGGGAGUUUGUUUUACACAAGCUACGCUGUGUCCUAGAGGAGGAGAGUCGAGCUCUGAAGGUUUUGGAAAACCUUGAUGAGCAGAUGAUAAGCAUCUGCUCUCUCCCUCUGCCCCGUUAUUCGGUGUAACUGCAAUGAUUCUUGUUACAAAUCAACAGGCCCUCUAACCCAGGCAGUUUUCUUAAAAGAAAAUGAAGUCUUGUUAGUCAGGUUCAUGUAAUUUCUAGGUCCUAGAAAAUGCUGAUUCUAGGUACCCCAUUCAGUUGGGGCCACCAACUGAUUUAUUGCUUGGAUAUCCCCAAAAUGACUCUCUUUGUAGGAGAGGUUUUUUUAUUUUCAUUUUUUUCUAGUGGUGAAAAUUACCUGAUGUGCGUGAUGCACGGAAAGUAGCCAAGGACUCUUCAAGUUGGGAAAAGAAACUUUUCAGAUCAGUUUAAAGUUAAUUUUAUUCUGGAUGUUCAGAGGCAAUAUUAUGAGUUAUAUUAUGGGGUUCAGAGGUUGAGGUGUCUUGGAUACAAUAUUUCUUUUGAAAAUGAAUUUCCUUUUCUUUCCUGAUUUUGUAAAUGUUGCAUCAGUUAUGCUUCAUGCAUUGUUACAUCUUCAUGGGGUAUAUGUAAUGUCUAGUUCAUUUCCAAUAAAUACAUU